UCCUUUGACUCGGCGGAGCACUGCGUUCGUCCCAUGCAGUCGUGCGGCGUCUCCGUCGCCGCCGCUGCCUGCGCUGCUGCUCGGAGUCUCGGCUCGGCUUCUUCUGCUGGUGAUGAGGGAAAGAAAAUGGCGGCGGGAAAAGCGAGUGAAACAGAGGAGGACUUUCCGACACUGACAGCCCAGGAGAGGGAGACUCUGGCCGGGAUCGACAGCUCACUGUUUGGAUUUCAGAAGCUUCAUGAAGAUGGCGCCAGAACGAAGGCCCUGUUGAUGAAGGCUGUCCGCUGCUACGACUCGCUCAUCCUGAAAGCCGAGGGGAAAGUGGAGCCUGAGGUCUUCUGCCAGCUUGGCCACUUCAACCUCCUCUUGGAGGAUUAUCCAAAAGCAUUAUCAGCAUACCAGAGGUACUACAGUUUACAAUCAGACUACUGGAAGAAUGCUGCGUUUCUGUAUGGCCUGGGAAUGGUCUACUUCCACUAUAACGCCUUUCAGUGGGCGAUCAAAGCAUUCCAGGAGGUGCUGUACAUCGAUCCAGGAUUCUCCCGGGCCAAGGAGAUCCACCUCCGCCUGGGCCUCAUGUUCAAAGUCAACACAGACUACGAGUCGAGCCUAAAGCAUUUUCAGCUGGCUUUGAUUGACUCCAACCCCUGCACUUUGUCCAAAGCUGAAAUCCAGUUCCACAUUGCUCAUCUGUAUGAGAUCCAGAAGAGAUUCGGGGCUUCCAAGGAGGCGUACGAGACCCUCCUGCAGACCGAGGACCUCCCUGCUCAGGUGAAGGCCACCACCCUGCAGCAGUUGGGCUGGAUGCACCACACAGUGGAACAGCUGGGGGACAAAGCCAGCAGGGACAGCUAUGCCAUCCAGUGUCUGCAGAAAUCCGUGGAAGCUGACCCCAACUCCGGACAGUCUUGGUACUUCCUUGGCAGGUGCUACGCUAGCAUUGGCAAAGUCCAGGAUGCCUUCGUCUCUUAUCGGCAAUCCAUAGAUAAAUCGGAGGCUAGCGCGGAUACUUGGUGCUCUAUAGGGGUGUUGUACCAGCAGCAGAACCAGCCAAUGGACGCCCUGCAGGCCUACAUUUGCGCCGUGCAGCUGGACCACAGCCACGCCGCCGCCUGGAUGGACCUGGGCACUCUGUACGAAUCCUGCAACCAGCCGCACGAUGCCAUCAAGUGCUACAUCAACGCCACGCGCAGCAAAGGCUGCACCAACACCGCCGCGCUAACCCACCGCAUCAAAUGUCUCCAGGCUCAGUUGAGUAACCCCCAGCUCAGUAGCCUACAGGGUAAAAGUAAAAUGCUCCCUCUUAUUGAGGAGGCAUGGAGCCUACCAAUCCCAGCUGAGCUAACCUCCAGGCAGGGAGGCCUGAGCAGUGCACCGCAGCAGGCUUGUAAGCCCAAUCACAGCGCAGAGGGAGGGGGCUCGGGUCAGUCUCUACCCCCUCAUGCAGGCGCGCUGGGCCAAGCGGAGGACCAGUCGUGCCCGGCCAAGAGGAGAAGAGCCGGCAGUCCUGCCAAGAAUGACUCAUGGCCCAGUAAUCCACCACAACAGCCAUCACCGAGCUGGUACCUCUCCCCACAGAAAUUACAGAUGCUGGAACAGCUGCGUGGUAACCGAGGCAACCUGAAGCCCCAUGAGCUACAGGCGUUGGAGCAGCUGGAGGCUCAGCUUGCAGUAAUGCAGCAGCACCAGAUGAGGCAGAAUGCAUCGGGAGCUCCGAUUCGUCCCUCCCUUCCUAACGGCCCCACCGCUAACACUCUCCCCUCUCCUAACCCCGGCCUCCACCCCACGCGGCCCCACCUGGGCCCACCCCGCCAUUUCUGCCCGCCUCAGCCACAGCCGAUGGCCAACGGGCCAGUCGGGCACUUGGACGCCACGAGCGACGGUCGCAACGGCAGCGCUAAUAAUCAGCCGGGACCCAACGGAGACGUGCCUUACCCGCCAGCCGCCGCAGCACCGCUACCUCACACCUGCACAAGCACGACGCCACAGGACGCGGCGCCGCACCUAAAUUCCUCUCAGGGGCUUCAGAAGGAGUGUGUUAAACAUGCGACAGGCUCAAGCAGUGAGGGGAAUCCCUCUCACCCCCAGAUUCCCAACUCCACUAGUCACCCCAACAAUCAGGUUGGACAUUCCAGUAAUGCCCCGUCGCCACGGCAGCCGACUCACAACCACCUCCCCUCCCCGCCGUCGCUCCCUCACUCCUCUACCUCAGGCGGUGCCGCGUCCAUUACCAAAGACGGCGACGCCGCUGGCGCCGCGUCCCACGGCAACGGGGGCUUAGACGGCUCGGCGCAAACGUCACUCCCGCCUGCCGAGAGCGAGAAGGCGCAGGCGGACGGACUGGCCAAUCACGUCCGCUCUGAAGAGGGAGACAAGGUGGCGGAUGGUGGCGAGAAGCAAAGCCUUAGCGCAGACAAUCCCAGGCUGUCCGCCACCCUGGCGGUGGAAAAGGGUCCCGAGGAGAGCGAGGCGCCGUCAGAGGGCACGACAUCCACAGCGACGGGGCUGGAGCCCCAGAAGAAGGUGAACAACAUCCACCCGGCCGCUCUGCCCUCUGCCCCCCAGCCGCAGGGCAGCUCAGCCGCCUCCUCCCCCAUUUCCGCCAUGUCUACCGCCACGCCGUCGCCCAAAUCCUCUGAACACAUCCAAACAGGGGGCCAGAGCCCCCCCACAACCACUACCGCCACGUCCACCGCCGCUACGUCCACAACCACGCCUGCCGUCAACGGCAACAGCAAAGGAGGCAUCUCCGAGGACUCUCAAAGCCCCCUUAAGGCCGAGCCUCCCGCCAUCACAGGUCUCAUAGCAACGCCGCCACACGGACACAACUCGUCCUCAUCCUCGUCUUCGUCUUCUUCUAUUUCCAUCUAUCCCAGCUCCACAGACGUGCUGAAAGCCUGCAGAAACCUGGGGAAGAACGGCCUUUCCAACAGCAGCAUCCUCCUCGAUAAGUGCCCCCCGCCCCGACUGCCGCCCCCGCCGUCGCCGGCCCUGCCCAAAGACAAGCUCAACCCUCCCACUCCCAGCAUCUACCUGGAGAACAAAAGGGAUGCUUUUUUCCCGCCGCUGCACCAGUUCUGCACAAACCCCUCCAACCCGGUUACCGUCAUCAGAGGCCUGGCUGGAGCUCUCAAACUGGAUCUCGGCUUGUUCUCCACCAAGACGCUGGUGGAGGCCAACCCAGAGCACCCGGUAGAGGUCUGGACUCAGCUGCUGCAGCCCGCCGACGAGAACUGGGACCCGAGCGGCACCAAGAAGAUGUGGCGCUGCGAGAGCACCCGCGCUCACACCACCAUCGCCAAAUACGCGCAGUAUCAGGCCGCCUCCUUCCAGGAGUCCCUCAGGGAGGAGAAUGAAAAGAAGGCACUAAAGGAACCUUUGGACACAGAGCCAUCAUCUGCAGAGAGUGCAACACGAAAAAGAAGAGGGCCCUUAAAACACAUCAAAUUUGGAACCAACAUUGACGUCUCUGACGAAAGGAAGUGGAAACAGCAGCUGCAGGAGCUCAGCAAGCUGCCGGCCUUCGCGCGGGUGGUGUCUGCCGGCAACCUGCUGAGCCACGUGGGCCACACCAUCCUGGGCAUGAACACGGUGCAGCUGUACAUGAAGGUUCCCGGCAGCAGGAUCCCGGGCCACCAAGAGCACAACGACUUCUGCGCCGUCAACAUCAACAUCGGGCCCGGCGACUGCGAGUGGUUCGCCGUGCCGGAGGCCUACUGGGGCGUGAUGAGCAACUUCUGCGAGAAGAACAACAUCAACUUCCUGAUGGGAUCGUGGUGGCCCAAUCUGGAGGACCUGUACGAGUCGGACGUGCCGGUUUACCGCUUCAUCCAGCGUCCGGGCGACUUGGUGUGGCUCAACACGGGGACCAUCCACUGGGUGCAGGCCAUCGGCUGGUGCAACAACAUCGGCUGGAACGUCGGACCUCUCACCGCCCACCAGUACAAGCUGGCCGUGGAGCGUUACGAGUGGAACAAGCUCCAGAGCGUCAAGUCUGUGGUUCCCAUGGUGCACCUCUCCUGGAACAUGGCGCGGAACAUCAAAGUGUCCGACCACAAGCUGUUUGAGAUGAUCAAGUACUGCUUGCUGCGGACGUUGAAGCAGUGCCAGUGGGUGAAGGAGGCGUUGACGUCGGCCGGGAAGGAGACGGUGCUGAAGCCGAGGACGAGGGACGAGCCGGCGCACUACUGCAUUAUCUGCGAGGUGGAGGUGUUCAACCUGCUGUUUGUGCGCCGCGAGCCCCUGUCCAAGAAGCAGUGCCUGGUCCACUGCCAGGACUGCGCCAGGAAGGGCAGCGCGGCGCUCGACGACUUCAUGGUGCUGGAGCAGUACAGGAUGGAGGACUUGAUGCAGGUCUACGACCAGUUCACACUAGCCCCUCCUCUUCAUUCUUCUUCAUCUUGACAUUAGGCUCUUCCUGUCUUCUUUUUCUUCUUCUGCUCUGGAGCCAUGAAGCCCUGCAGGACCCCUGUUCUCAGAUCGGAAACAACGCCUCCACAUACAGACCCGUUUCUGAUAUUCAGGAAAAGCUAAGGCCGUCUCCCCGCCCACCCCAACCCCACCUCACCUCCACCCCCUCCAUCACUGUCGCUUGAGGCUGAGGCGGCUGAGUGUCUGUCUAUGCAACCUGUUUGAAGCCAGAAGGGGGCGCCACCUGGCCUGAUAACAGGACUUUAAACUUUUCUUUUCCUCCCUCUUCUCCCCUCUCUUCUAAAGACAGUGGUUUCAUGUUUUACUGGAGGAUUUAAUCAAAUACGGUUGGGAAUGUGGAGACGAGGGAUUUUUUGAUUUUUUUUUUUUUUAAAGCGUGGUAAAAAUGUUUUUGUAGAUACUUAACUGUCACAACUGGCAA
Molecule: messenger RNA, 4852 nt
Organism: Xiphophorus couchianus (Monterrey platyfish)
Lineage: Eukaryota; Metazoa; Chordata; Actinopteri; Cyprinodontiformes; Poeciliidae
Product: histone demethylase UTY-like
Exons: 29
Coding region: 34-4404 (1456 amino acids)
Biological process (GO): regulation of gene expression; heart development
Cellular component (GO): MLL3/4 complex
Molecular function (GO): RNA polymerase II cis-regulatory region sequence-specific DNA binding; protein binding; histone H3K27me2/H3K27me3 demethylase activity
Source: RefSeq, a predicted model, not a curated record